Phragmites australis (common reed) is the source of this 593-nucleotide messenger RNA. RefSeq lists its product as uncharacterized. Bases 4 to 414 code for a protein of 136 amino acids. The transcript is spliced from 2 exons. Lineage: Eukaryota; Viridiplantae; Streptophyta; Magnoliopsida; Poales; Poaceae. The record is from RefSeq and is a predicted model, not a curated record.
AUCAUGGGACUCUGCCUGUCCGUGGCUCUAUGGAAGCAGAAGCUCUACACCGACGGCGGCCACCGGGCAGUGCGGCGAGGCGCAGACGAGGUUGCUGGCGUGAAGGGUAGCGGCUGCGAGUACGGGAUCUUGGGAGGCGACGUGCUGGAGGUGGAGGAGAAGGUGGUGGUGGGUCUGGCGGCCGUGGGCGCGAAACGUGGUGGAGCGGAGGGGGCUGCCGUGUCUGGCGGCACGCCGGCACGGCCGAUAUGGCAGAGGAGGGUGCUGAUGGGCGUCAAGUGCCAGCUGCCGCGGUUCAGCGGCAUGAUACUCUACGAUGAGAGCGGCCGGCCGGUGUGCAGCGGCAUCCGGGACAGAGUUCGCGACCAGGAGAAGCAUGCCGCGGCAAUCUCAGUGCUAAGGGACAUGCUCUAGCCUAGGCAGUCAGUGUACGGUGGUGACAUCGGUGUUGUAGGGCAGCACUGCUCCUUGUUUCAUUGCUUCAUGUCUACGUCUUUGUUUCUCGGUUUGAUAAACUGCCUCUAGUCAGAUGUGUCAAGGUCCUGGGCUAGGCAUGCAAUAAAAUCCGUCACAAUUCGUUUUCCGAACGUAAA